CACUUUCCCUUUUGUUGACUUACGAAGCGUCAUUCAGAAGUAGCAAAACAUCUUAACAUAUUUCAUGGCUAUACAUAUCCGUUUGUCAGCAAGCAUCUUGAAGGCAUCCCCACCCAAUGCCCGCUUCCCUCUACCUUCGACCCAACCCUCGGGCGUUCUUCCUCUUGACCUCUGACCAUGCUCUCGUCUUUCGACACCCAGAUACGACCGAGUCAAAGGCAUCAAAGAGCGUUGUGGUGGCCGAGUUCUUAGCUAUGGAGGAAGUGGACAUGCGGGGGUUAGUCAUGGUGAGCAGAGGUCGUACUGUGGAAGGUGUUCUAGGUGUCACUUGUGUUCCUACGGAGAGGUCUCCAAUACCGGAAAUCUUUCUACUACUCAUGACUGAUUUUACCCCUUUAUCCCCAUUUCUCCCUUCUUCCUCAUUACGGCCAGCUCGAGUCUUGGGGGUCGAAUUCUUUUCCCUUUCGUCGUCUUUUUGGGAUCCACCUGAUCUCGUUGCUGCCAUCAAUGCCUCAGUAGCCUUGGACGAAUGGCAAGAUCCUUACAAUCCUCAAGCUUACCCUUUAUCUCAAUCAUCCACCCAAAGCCAGGCUCAACAACAGGGACUCGAGCAUCCUUGUGCAGGAAUGAAAAAAUACCUCGAAUCGGGCGGGUUUUUCUUCGCUGAGGAAUGUAAAUGGGAUAUUUCCACUCGGAUGGGAGAUACAGAUUGGGUUCAUGCGGAGAAAGGAUUGGUCAAACAUCCACUCGAUACGUUUGACGAACGAUUCGUUUGGAACGCCAAGCUUUUAGCACCAUUAUUGAACUUCCGCUCUAAACUUCCUGCCAGCGUCAAAGCUGGCUUGGAUCAACAAAACUUGCUCAUACCAGUCUUACAGGGAUUCUGUGGGUCAGUACCUAUAGCUACGGGGACAUACACCGAGAAUGGGAGACCUGAGAUCGCCGCGUUGGGGAUUAUCAGCCGUUUGAGUUGGAAACGCGCCGGAGCAAGGUUUAGAACAAGAGGGAUAGAUGAUGAUGGACAAGUGGCCAACUUUGUGGAGACAGAAGUGGUGCUCGCGACCAGUAACGUCUGUUUGAGCUAUGUGGAGGUGAGAGGUUCGGUGCCGAUGUUCUGGCAACAACCAAGCACAGGUCUUGGUACCCUACAACAAAAGGUUGAGAUAAUCAGACCUCCUCAGGCCACACAACCGGCUUUCGAUAAACACUUCCUAGACCUCAUGGAUCAUUACGGUUCCAUUCAUGCGGUCAACUUACUAGGACAGCGAGAUUCCGAAGCUAUGUUGUCGGCGGCAUAUUCAGAUCAUCUAGCAUCUCUCAGACAGACAUUAGAAGCGAUGCCCCAUGAUGGGACAUCACCACGGGGUGAUCUAGAUCUCACAGCCUAUGACUUUCACGCUUCUGUCAGAACCAACGGGCAGGAUGCACCCAAACACGACUUUUCCACCAGACUGAAUGGUCCUGUUCGGUCAUCUGAGAAGUUUGCAUGGACGGCCAUCGAUGCGGAGACCGGACAGAUCAUCGAAAGACAACAGGGAGUUUUUCGUGUCAACUGUUUAGACUGCCUUGAUAGGACAAAUUAUGUUCAAGAAGUCAUUUCCUCGAUUGCCCUAGCUAGAUUCCUUCGAUCAAUCGGCUCGCCAUUAGCAACCAGUCCCACUCUUUGGAACGCCCAUCGACAGCUUUGGGCGGACAAUGGAGAUCGGCUUAGUAAGAUUUAUGCGGGGACAGGCGCAUUGAACACUUCAGCCACGAGAUCAGGUAAAAAGACCUUUGCAGGAUUACUCAGUGAUGCCACCAAAAGUAUGGGAAGAGCGUACAUUACCAAUUUUCAAGAUAAGGGCAAACAAACGUCAAUCGAUAUGUUACUGGGCAUGAUGGCUGGUCAGCGUCCUGUGGUUUUGUUCGACCCUAUUGGGGAUUCUGUACAGACUGCCUUGGCUGCGCGGGUGGACGAAUACUCUCAAACCAGAGAAAUCACAAUCUUCGCUGGGACCUGGAAUCUGAAUGGCAAGGUGAGACCAGUUGCGGACAUCUACAUGAUUGCAUUUCAAGAAAUCGUAGAACUUACUGCUGGUCAAAUCCUCCAGACUGAUCCUGCUAAACGACGCAUGUGGGAAAAGUACAUCAUGGACACGUUCCAUGCUCGCGGGGAGAAGCAUCCAGAGUAUUUAUUGUUCCGAAGUGAACAGCUAGUCGGAACAGCCCUCAUCAUUGUCAUACGCUCCGAUCUCGCCCCAAACGUCCGAAAUGUGGAAACCGCGACCAAGAAGACGGGUUUGCAAGGACUCAGUGGGAACAAAGGUGGCGUGGGCAUACGCUUGGACCUUUUCGAUUCGAGUUUCUGCUUCAUGACCUGUCAUUUAGCUGCAGGACAGAAUAACGUGGCUGAGAGGAACGCCGAUUAUCGAACCAUCUCGGAAGGCCUCAAAUUCUUGAGGGGUAAAUCGAUUGAGGAUCAUGAUGUCAUCAUCUGGGCUGCUGAUUUCAAUUACCGGAUAUCGCUCCCGAAUGGGGAAGUGCGAGAGUUGACAGCGUCUGAUGACAUCGAGUCUCUCGUGGAAGCAGAUCAGCUCAAACUGGCCAUUGAAGCAGGCGAAGUGUUCCAUGGAUAUCAAGAAGGAAUCAUCACCUUCCUCCCCACUUACAACGACAACGGCACAGACGAGUACGACACGAGCGAGAAACAACGUAUACCUUCUUGGACAGAUCGUGUCCUUUAUCGGGGAUCAGAAGUUCAUCUCGAGACGUACAAUCGAGCAGACUUACGAACUUCGGAUCACCGACCGGUAUAUGCUGUUGUUCGAGCUAACGUCAAACAAAUCGAUCACGUCAAGAAGGACCAGAUAGCGGAGGAAAUUAUGGGAGCGUUGCGGUCGCAUGAUGGACGGAUAGAUACAAAGAUACAAAAUGCUCUAUAUGGUGGGCCUGCAACUCUGCGUAAUGGCCAUAAACAUUUCCCACACAAAGCACCCGCUCUACCUCCCAGACCAUCCCGGACGAUAUCUCAGUCCAGUCUGAACACGAAUCCUGUGACUCGUCAAGUUCCAUCCGGUUCUGCCUCGCGUUAUCUCAUGUCAGUUUCUCAACCUUCAACAUCGGUAGAAUCAAAUAGACGACCUCCACCUCCGAUCCCUAAUCGUAUCCCCUCGACCAAAUCUAUUUCUUCCCUCACUCAAACGUCAUCCUCUUCAUCCGAACGUCGGUCAAUAAACAACAUUCCCAGAAAAAUAUCCAACGGUUCAGUGAGCAGUACCACCUCUCGGAUUCACGCAGCAUCUCCUACACCAUUAAUGACACCUACUUCCACAGGUGACUUUAUCCUCGUUUCCUCUUCCAAAAACCCACCUCCCUUACCUUCCAGACAAGGAUCCCUCCCUAGACUUUCUCCCCCUUCAAUACCGAAACGUUCCAAUGGAUCUCCCCAAGCUGUGGUUCCAUUGUCAAAAACAAGACCAUCCUUAGACCUUAAUGCUUCUCCACCGGAAGGCUUAGCUGCACCUGUGUUGACUCCUGACGUGGUGAAGACGGUGAAAAAGCCAGUUCCGAACGUUCCUAGUAAACCUGCCAAAUUGCGUGGUGGGAUGUCUGGUUCUGAACCUAAACAUGUGACACCCAUGACGACUUGAUGAUUGUAUGGUAGUUGUUGUAUACUUUGCAUUUGUUAUUUUC
Messenger RNA from Tremella mesenterica DSM 1558, 3672 nucleotides. RefSeq lists its product as uncharacterized. Gene Ontology annotation, molecular function: phosphatidylinositol-4,5-bisphosphate 5-phosphatase activity; phosphatidylinositol-3,5-bisphosphate 5-phosphatase activity. Lineage: Eukaryota; Fungi; Basidiomycota; Tremellomycetes; Tremellales; Tremellaceae. Gene Ontology annotation, cellular component: membrane; cytoplasm. The record is from RefSeq and is a predicted model, not a curated record. Bases 117 to 3629 code for a protein of 1170 amino acids. The transcript has 17 exons. Gene Ontology annotation, biological process: phosphatidylinositol dephosphorylation.